Phaedon cochleariae (mustard beetle) is the source of this 1306-nucleotide messenger RNA. NCBI's taxonomy places the organism in Eukaryota, Metazoa, Arthropoda, Insecta, Coleoptera, Chrysomelidae. The record is from the annotation of a GenBank genome assembly.
CAGAGAGCAAAUUUGUUUCUCUCUGCCUCAUGAAGAUAUUCUCGUAGUUUAGAUAAAACUCGUUCCGCGUUGAAAUUUUCGGUGAAUUAUGUCCGAAGAAGUGAUGGAUGAGCUUUCCGUUUAUGCCAACACCUCCGAGAAUUCCACCAAAAUCGACAACUUUUACUUCUACGAGGUGGAACAGUUCACAGUAUUAUGGCUGCUGCUUAUAGUGAUAGUGGCAGGAAAUUCAGGAGUCAUCUAUACCCUGAUCAUGGGUAGAUCCAGAAAAAGCAGGAUGAACUACUUCAUAACACAUUUGGCAUUCGCAGAUUUAUCUGUUGGAUUAAUCAGUGUGCUCACAGAUCUUAUAUGGAGGACUACGGUUAGUUGGAAUGCUGGCAACGUCGCCUGCAAAGUGGUCAAAUUUUUACAGGUAGUUGUGACAUACGCUUCAACAUAUGUUCUUGUAGCGCUCAGCAUAGACAGAUAUGAUGCCAUAAGACACCCAAUGAAGUUUUCAGGAAGUUGGAGGAGAGCCAAAUGUUUGAUCAUAGCUGCUUGGUUGUUCAGUGUUCUAUUCUCCAUACCGAUUUUGAUACUUUACGAAGAAAAAUUUGUUCAAGAUCAACUUCAGUGCUGGAUAGAAUUCUCAGAUCAGUGGAAAUGGCAGAUGUACAUGAUUCUUGUCAGUGUCAGUCUGUUCGUCAUUCCUGCAGCCAUCAUCACAUCCUGCUACACCAUUAUCAUCAUAACCAUAUGGACGAAAAGCAAUGCUACUUUCAGUAGCUCGAAGAAGAAAAAUGGUGGUCGAGCAGGUUCUGACAAUUCAAAACGAGCUAGUUCGAGGGGACUCAUCCCCAGAGCGAAAGUCAAGACCAUCAAGAUUACAUUAGUCAUUGUUACCGUUUUCAUCAUAUGCUGGAGUCCCUAUAUAAUUUUCGAUCUCCUUCAAGUGUUUGGACAGAUACCAACAACACAACCCAACAUAGCCAUUGCAACGUUCGUGCAAAGUUUGGCACCACUCAAUUCAGCAGCGAAUCCAAUCAUUUACUGCAUAUUUUCUACGCAUUUUUGUCGCAAUAUAUGGUUGCUACCACCUUGCAAAUGGAUGUGCAAGAAGAAAAAGAGAAAGGCCAGAGACUCAACUGUGACAACUCAGAGCAGCAGCUUGUCAGAGUUUCUCACCAACACUACACACAAGAAGAAAUCGGAAGCAUCCACUGCCGUAGACCAUACAGUAUUUAUCCAUACCAAAAAGUGAACUGCUUCGUAUUAUAUUUAUACCUACCCACUAUAAUUAUGAAUGUUGUAUGUGAAGAAUAAA